Porites evermanni is the source of this 2555-nucleotide messenger RNA. NCBI's taxonomy places the organism in Eukaryota, Metazoa, Cnidaria, Anthozoa, Scleractinia, Poritidae. The record is from the annotation of a GenBank genome assembly.
AUGCUGCCCUCGACCAAGCGGAAUUUGGUGCUAGGAGUCUUCCUAGUGAUUGUCACCCUCGUAGUACUGUACUCAUACUGUAAUGGCAGCUCUGUUUGCUACACGUUUCCUUUCUUCAGUGGACUGGAACGGGACAGGCUAAUUAAACCGGAAGUAGUGGUAACUUCCGUUAUUGUACAGACCAAGAGGCCAUUUGAUCUAGGAAGAUUUUCUGAAAAGUCAAAAGGUAUGAAGUUGUUUAUGUGUAGAAAGCACCCUGUGGUCACAGCAACCUUUCUUCUACCCUUUGGAUCUUAAUCCACAGUAAAAUGGGUGAUAAUACGUGAAAUUUGUUUUGCAACUGCUGUAAAACGAAUUGAGAACUGUGAUCUUGCUCUUUUUACCACCAGACCCUCGUUCAAACCUAUCUUGCAACAAUUCAGGUGGUUGAAGUUGCUGGAAUACUAACUUCUGAUUUGAUAAAAUUACGCGGUAGUCACUCCAUACACGGGAUUUACGUCACUUGCUAGGGCCAGUAAAACAUGUACAGAUUUUGUUGAAAAAAGGAGAACUACUUUCCUACUUCCUGCAACAACUUGAUUUGUAUCAGGACAGGUGUGAUUCGUGUGUGGUAAAACGCACAACAUCGCUAUUCCACUCGUUUUUCAACAGUUGUAAUAUUUGCACUUUCUGUCAAACCGAUUUACCUUACCUUUAGCUGAGAGGAGGCAAUGUUGUAGUAAUUUUUAUAUCUCAGAUAAAUCUUCACCAUUCUAUAAAUGUGUCCAAUUCUAAGAUAUAUUUUAUUUCAUUCACAUAUUUAUUUUAUUUUUAUUCAUUAUUAUUGUUGUUAUUGCGCUUUUUGUUAAGAUGAACUAGAUAGAGUUAACCUCACUAUCUCCUUUUCACUUGAAAAUAAACGGUUAUUGAGAUUGUUAUUGUCGGCUCUAUUGAAUUGUGGGAGGGGGAGGAGCGUUCGUAGACGCUGUCAAAAGUAAAGCAGUUCAGUCUGUCUUUUAAGAUAUUCUUGCUAACAGAAGCGCAUCACCAAAACUUUCGCAGGUAAACAUGGCGAGUCCAAAGUAAAACAAAGUGAGCAGUUCAUAGAGGAAUUUCAUAUCAACGACGAUAAAAAGACGAAGAACUUGACAGAGGAAGCGGAGAAGCUUCAUUUCGAUCACAACAAAACCUUUGUUAUUCAAGAGGAAAGAAAAAAUAACAAAACACAGGAAAAGACAACUUCUGAACGCCAAAAACACCUCCUUCCACCUUCAGACAUUGUGGGAAAGGUAGCGGAAGAAAUUCUACGGAAGGCAAACGUUUCAGAAGAGGAAGCCAAUAGAGAACUUAUUCGAGUGGAGAAAGUCGACGAAAUUGUUGACAAUAAAAGGCAUAGACAAGAGAAUGCUUUGCUAAGAAAAGUGAAGGAGUCGAGGAGGGCGGGCGGGAAUAAAGCGGAGAAAAAACUAGUGCGAGUUGAAAGAGUUGACUUAACUGAUGAAGAAGAAGAGGAAUAUAAAUAUCAAUCAGAAAAAGGAGUUACAGAAUCUUAUAAUACAUCUGUUGAUAGUGCCGCUACAAGAUCGAGAAGAAAAGAAUUCAUUACAGAACCAAAAUACGAGAAUUUGGAAUUGGCUCAUGCAAGAAGAUUAGGGAUUUUAAAUGCAACAAGCAAUAUUCCAAGUUUGCAGAGUGAGAAAAACAAAACUCGCAAUUUUUCAACUAACACCGCAGCAAAUAAUGAGCCUCUUAGCACGCCUCCGCCAUUCUUUGCGAAUUUCUUGAAUAUAAGCGCAAGAGAAAGAGAAAUGUUUGUUCUCCUUCAUAACUUCACGAAGGAGAGUAAGCCGCUUGAGCCUCUUGAUGGACGAGAGAAUAAAAUUGUUCUUCAUGAAAAUGGGGCCGAAAAAGAAAACCUCACAGUGAUAGGAGACAUGAGGACAUCAUCUGCGCAUGUGCAGAACGUUGAUGUUCGCGAGAAAAGGAAUCUUGGGGAAGCCAGUCUACUUGAUACUCUAGUGGCAAGGCUGCUCAAUAUUUCAAGUGAAAGGCAAACCAUUCCAAGAGAACAAAACACGUCUGAAAUACCUGACGAAUCAUUAAAUUUAACUGCAAUUCUGGCCAAAAUAACUGGUAAAGGUCUUGAGACCAAUUACAGAGACACACCGGUUUCAGAUAACACUGCGCUCUUGGUCAAAUUUCUAAAGGAGGGCAGUCGUUAUCGACUACGCAUGCCCCAUAAUGUCACUGCUGGGAAGUUAGACGAUGACAGCAGUCAAAUUGCUACUAAGCUACAAAGCGAUAAAAAAGAGUCGAAAGAGUCUUCUUUUGAUCUGAAAAACGUUCUUUUAGAUUUAACAAAGAAAAUAAACUUGAACUUUCGUAGUAAUCUCUCUAAAAUGACAAAGGACAAAGACCAUAAAGCUGAUCUUGAGAUGUUAAAACUACUGUUACACCGAAGUGACUCGCAAGAUCUUGGCACUUUCAACUUGAGCAAAGUGUUAAAAGAAAUAGCGAGCAAUUCCCUCAAGAACAUCUUAGCUGCUCUGCAACCAAUUAAAGUCAAGCGUGACAAA